UUGGUCUGCAGGUGGACAUAUCACGUUAGUGGCUCAUUCCAAAGCAGUGGGGACCUGUCUAGAGGCUGCCAAGGAGUUGACUGCCAGCGGAAUCGAGUGCGAGGUGAUAAAUCUGCGCACCUUGAGGCCAUUGGACGAAGAGUGCAUCCUGCAAUCGGUGAUGAAGACUCACCACCUGGUGACUGUGGAACAGGGCUGGCCACAGUGCGGGAUCGGCGCAGAGAUAUGCGCCAGGGUCAUUGAAAGUCCAGCGUUCGACUACUUAGAUGCACCGGUGGUACGAGUGACCGGUGCAGAUGUACCGAUGCCCUAUACCAAGAGCCUGGAACCCCUGACCAUACCGCAAGCUCAAGACAUAGUCCUUACCGUCAAGAAAGUGCUCCACGUGCAAUAAUCCAGAUUCCUCUAUUUCGGACUCUGCGCCAUAUCCAUCGUAGUGGAUCCUGCAAGUAAGCCAACGAAUGCCCCCGAAUCUAUUUUUUAAUAGGAACGUAGAAUCCGAAGCAUUGUACAUACAUCGCAACUAUUAUUUGUAAUGAUAGGUUUUCUACGAUGCGGCCCAUAUUUCCUCCUCGAUUUGUUAAGUUUGAACAUGUUUUAUUUCUUUGUUUUGAUAACCAUUCAAAUCAGAAGUAAUAAAAAUAUUUUAUAAUUA
Uloborus diversus is the source of this 655-nucleotide messenger RNA. RefSeq names its product pyruvate dehydrogenase E1 component subunit beta, mitochondrial-like. Gene Ontology annotation, biological process: pyruvate decarboxylation to acetyl-CoA. The coding region runs from base 161 to 394 and encodes 77 amino acids. Gene Ontology annotation, molecular function: pyruvate dehydrogenase (acetyl-transferring) activity. The transcript has 3 exons. The record is from RefSeq and is a predicted model, not a curated record. Lineage: Eukaryota; Metazoa; Arthropoda; Arachnida; Araneae; Uloboridae.